Molecule: messenger RNA, 612 nt
Organism: Laccaria bicolor S238N-H82
Lineage: Eukaryota; Fungi; Basidiomycota; Agaricomycetes; Agaricales; Hydnangiaceae
Product: 60S ribosomal protein L21
Exons: 5
Coding region: 25-507 (160 amino acids)
Biological process (GO): translation
Cellular component (GO): ribosome; cytosolic large ribosomal subunit
Molecular function (GO): structural constituent of ribosome
Source: RefSeq, a predicted model, not a curated record
CAACGCCAACGACACUACCUCAAGAUGCCUCACUCCUUCGGUUACCGCGCGCGUACGCGCCAUAUGUUCAAGCGGGGGUUCAAGGAGCAUGGCCCCGUUAAACUGUCGACAUUCCUCAUCAACUACCGCGUAGGAGACAUCGUUGACAUCAAGGCCAACGCCGCACAACAAAAGGGUAUGCCCCACAAGUACUACCAUGGACGCACCGGCAUCGUCUACAACGUGACCCCAUCCGCCGUCGGUGUGAUCGUGUACAAGGUCGUUGGAAACCGCUACAUCGAGAAGCGUGUUAACCUCCGUGUUGAGCACGUCCGGCACUCAAAGUGUCGUCAGGAGUUCUUGGACAGGGUAAAGAGCAACCACGAUGCGCACGUUGCAGCGAAGGAGAAGGGCGAGCGAGUGAACCUGAGACGUAUCCCUGCCCUUCCCCGAGAAGCCCGCACCGUCUCCACCGAGAAGAACGCGCCUCAGACGAUGGUUCCCGUUCCAUACGAAACAACUAUCUAGGUGGAUUACCCCCGUUUUCGUUGUUGUCAUUUUUUGCAUGUAUUAUGGCCAUCGACGUUUAUUGCUCACAUUCCCCGUGCACCAAAAAUCAUGAAAUUUCUCUUG